This is a messenger RNA of Protopolystoma xenopodis, 327 nucleotides long. Lineage: Eukaryota; Metazoa; Platyhelminthes; Monogenea; Polystomatidea; Polystomatidae. The record is from the annotation of a GenBank genome assembly.
AUGAUCGCUCCAGUUCACUCUUUAGCUGCUGGCGGUGGUUUUGCAGGCGAUGACUUUAUUGGAGAUGCCGGCCCCUCACUUGUAGUUCUGACUUCACGCGGUCUCCACAUUUUGAGACCACUACUCAAAUCGCCAGCUCAUUUAUCCCUUGAGCUGCAAUCAAAGAACUCGUCUAAUCCAGAAAGUGAGCACCUACCAGAAUCUAAAUCUUCGUAUCCGAAGUUAUCUGCAGCAUCUCUAGCUAAUGUUAAGUCCGGAUCGAACUCAGACACACAAUACAAGAAUAGCCUGAUCAAUAUUUUACUAGCAAGACUGGCAUCAACAUAA